AUGGCUGGCGCUAGAGCGACAGUGCCCACGCUCGACGUCGUUCGAGACGUCCUCCGCACGCCCGCUCCCUCUCCCGACAGCCCCAAGCCGACCCUCGUGCCCAUCUACCGCCAAAUCUCCUCCGACCUCAUCACCCCGUCCGCCGCCUACCUCAAAGUCUCCGCCCACUUCUCGUCCUCCCCCUCCUACUCGUUCCUCUUCGAAUCCGCCGCCACCGAACAAGUCGGCCGGUACAGCUUCGUCGGCGCCAACCCUCGCUCCGUCCUCACCACCGGCCCCGGCCACGGGCCCGCCGUCGAUCCCCUCCCGCGCCUCGAGGCCGAGCUCGCGCGCCAUGUUGUCGCCCACGUGCCCGGCCUGCAGCUACCACCGCUGACCGGCGGCGCCAUUGGCUACAUUGGCUACGACUGCGUGCGCUACUUCGAGCCCAAGACGGCGCGGCCCAUGGAGGACGUGCUGCAGAUCCCCGAGUCGCUGUUCAUGCUGUUCGACACCAUUGUCGCCUUUGACCGCUUCUACGGCGUCAUCAAGGUCAUCAGCUACGUCAAGGUGCCCGAAGCCUCCGACGACGACGCCGCCCUCGAAGCCGCCUACAAGGACGCCACCGUCGCCAUUGACGAGCUCGUCGACGUGCUCAACGCGCCCGAGGUGCCCAUGCCGCCCCAAGGCCCCGUGCGACUCGGCCGCGAAGCCACCUCCAACAUCGGCCAGGCCGGCUACGAGGCGCACGUCACCAAGCUCAAGGAGCACAUCUACAAGGGCGACAUCUUCCAGGCCGUGCCCUCGCAGCGCUUCGCCCGCCCGACCGACCUCCACCCCUUCAACAUCUACCGCCACCUGCGCACCGUCAACCCCUCGCCCUACCUCUUCUACGUUGACUGCCGCGACUUCCAGAUCAUCGGCGCCUCCCCCGAGCUGCUCGUCAAGAGCGAGGCCGGCCGUAUCAUCACCCACCCCAUCGCCGGCACCGUCAAGCGCGGCCGCACCGCCGACGAGGACGCCGCCCUCGCCGACGAGCUCCGCGCCUCCCUCAAGGACCGCGCCGAGCACGUCAUGCUCGUCGAUCUCGCCCGCAACGACGUCAACCGCGUCGGCGACCCGCGCACCGUCCGCGUCGACCGCCUCCUCGGCGUCGAAAAGUUCUCCCACGUCCAGCACCUCGUCUCCCAGGUCUCCGGCGUGCUGCGCCCGGACCAGACCCGCUUCGACGCCUUCCGGUCCAUCUUCCCCGCCGGCACCGUCUCCGGCGCGCCCAAGGUCCGCGCCAUGGAGCUCAUCGCCGAGCUGGAGCGCGAGAAGCGCGGCGUCUACGCGGGCGCGGUCGGGUACUUUGGCUACGGCGGCGUCGACGCCCAGGGCCGGCCCGUCGAGGGCGCCAUGGACACGUGCAUCGCCCUGCGCACCAUGAUGUACAAGCAGGGGGUCGCCUACCUGCAGGCUGGCGGCGGCAUCGUACUCGACUCGGUCGAGUACGACGAGUGGAUGGAGACGAUCAACAAGCUCGGCGCGAGCAUGCACUGCAUCACCUCGGCGGAGGAAAUGUACCACGCGGAGCUAAACGGGACGACAUAG
Messenger RNA from Cordyceps fumosorosea ARSEF 2679, 1572 nucleotides. RefSeq names its product anthranilate synthase component 1. Gene Ontology annotation, biological process: L-tryptophan biosynthetic process. The coding region runs from base 1 to 1572 and encodes 523 amino acids. The transcript is spliced from 2 exons. The record is from RefSeq and is a predicted model, not a curated record. NCBI's taxonomy places the organism in Eukaryota, Fungi, Ascomycota, Sordariomycetes, Hypocreales, Cordycipitaceae. Gene Ontology annotation, molecular function: anthranilate synthase activity.